ACCACGCAUGCGCCAGUAAGAGACACGCCUCUUCUUCUAUCUGCAAGCCAUGUGGCUGUUGGUUGUAAAUAAAUAGCUGUUGUAAUUGUUGUUACUGCUUUUACUCUUAAUUUGGGAAACAAACGCUAACAUUACACCGCCAAAGUAGCAACAAUGUCUUCGGGCGUGGUGGACUUCCAGGCGCAGGUGGAGUCGGUGCUUGGCGCACUGGUGAGAGCUGCAACGGUGGAGUUAACGAAGCUGUUCGAGAGCAGAUACCGAGCCUCCGCGUUGGAUGUGGGCCGCGCUGAUGAAACCAAGCAAAAUGAAACACAGGAUACGUUAUCAACUUGUGACACGAAACGCAGCAUUGGAGUGCAAGUGGACGAGGAAAUAUGUCCGCCGUCUGAACUUACUGACCCCCCUUUGCUUUCAAAUGGAGAUUGUUUGGGGCAGUGGAUCAAGGAGGAAGUGCAGGGGAGACCCACUGCCUCAGAAACCCUCUUGUCUGAAGAUAAUGGCCAAGUUCACCCAGAGCCUCUGAAGGAACAGGUUGCGGCAGAGACUGUAGAUAUGGUGGAGGUGAGCAGUAUCAUUAAAGAAGAGUCUCCAACUGAGAGUGAUCCACACACAGAAGUUGUUUUACAAGUCUCUGCAGCGACAUGGAAUGAGGAAUCAAGACACGAGUCUCCUCACAGUUCUCCAGAAAAACUGAUGCCCCUCAUUAUCCAUCCAGAUAUCAUUUCUCGGAAGAAGGUUACGUUUGUGUGCCCGUUGAUUCUCAGGCCUGGUUCUCAGGCCCCCAAACCGGACAGUCCACAGAAGCCAAUCAAAACAGAGCCUCAACAAGUCUGCGUCAGCACCGCCUUCAGCCUGGACUCGUCUGAUGAAGCUGCGACUCCUGCUCAGGUCAGGGUUGGGCCAAAGUCAAGGAAGAACAACCUCCACAUUAAACAGAAACUGUCUUCUCCAGACCAACAGCUGAAGCAUAGCUGUGUAGUGCAACUGGUGGACGUGUUGAGGGUGCCAGCAUCAGAGAUGAUGCUUCAGGAUGCUGUGGCCAAAGGUAAUGAUAAUAACCGUACAAGCGAUUAUCCUCUGCCCAAAGACCUCCGCCGCCACCAAGGUCUUCACACCGGCCGACGCCUCUGUUGCUUCAACCCCUGCGAAGACGGUGUCUGGCGGCUUCAGGAGGUGGUCGCCCACUCCCGCGAUGGAUACCCUUGCAGCAGCUGUGGGAAGACGUUCAAGCAAAGGAAGAUUCUCAGGCGGCACGAGCGCUUUCACACCGGGGAGAAACCAUAUGCGUGCCAGAAGUGCUCAAAGUCGUUUGCACUGAGAAAGAGCCUGCGGCGCCACUUGAGGUUCCACACCGGGCAAAGGCCACACAACUGCAUAAAGUGCUGCAAAAGCUUCCGUUUGCGAGAGAACCUGAAAGCACACCUGAGGUUUCACACUGGGGAGAAACCGUUUAACUGCGCCAUUUGUGGUAAGAGGUUCAGGAUCCUCAAGAAUCUGGAGAAACACAAACGGGGCAUUUGUGGAGUCUUUGUACCUUCAUUCCGAAAAAUUGCUGGCCUGUAGGAAAUAGAUGUCAGUGGCUGUUUGUGGGAGUUGCAUCACUUUCUACCUCAGACAGAAACACUAUCACCUUUCUAGAUGUAAAGUUUAGACAAAGAAGUUAAGCUAUGAGAAGAUUUGAAACCAUAAUUCAUUCCAGGUAGAAUCGAACAACCAACAUGAGGAGAGGGAUUGUCAUGGGGCUGUUUUAUGUUUACCUUUACUACUGAUGAUAUUUCUUACACUAUUUGUGUGUGAUUAUACCUUGCCAUAUUUUUCCUCUUGUGAUUUUUGGAUCAAUAGUGAGCUGAAUGGUGAAAGUUGUUCUGCAACAUGACACUUUUUUUUUGUUCAAACCCCUACCCUACUGGUGUACAGUAGUGAACGACAAAAAAAUGGUUUGAUCCUGUUUAAAUGUUGUCUUGAUUAACACAUAAUGUUCAUCAAUUUGAAAGAUAACGUUUCAGAAUUCAAGAACAUGGUUUUUGCUCAUUUGAGAACUUCCUGGAACUAAACACAGGAUAUUUGCUUCAUCGGGAGAACAAGAAAAAUUAUUUGGUUGGCAAAAAAACAUCCUCACCUGGUAACCUGUCUGUGCCAUGAUUCAUAUAUAAAGUUUUGUCACUGGUGUUUGUUAUUUGUUGUCUAUACUUAAAAAUAUGUUUAUACUAUUAUUUUUCAAACUUUAAACUCACGUCUUUUACCCCAAAUGUUUAGCUUUGUAUUUGUGUUAUGUUUACUGAAUGUAUGUAGAUGUCCUUAGCUUAAUGUUCUAGAUAUCAAAGCCUAUCCAUGCUGACUUUAUAAGAAAUCUAGUUUUACUUUUGUCAUUCCAAAGGGUUUUAAUCUAUGUUAAAACCCUUUGGAAUGACAACAGUACUAGGACAAAGUGUACUUAUAGCCAAACAAAUGUGAUCACAUGUUCCCCUUUUUUAUAAAGAUGUUUAAGAUUUGUUUUAUUCCUCAUUCGUGUCUGAUUUUUUGAAGUUCUGAUACUAAAUAAAAUUGUGUAUCAAUAAAAUGCAAUGGUGAAUUUGUUGUCUGCCCCUUUGAGCAGCUCUCUCUUAAAUCACCCAAUAUUAAAGGUUUAUAUGUUGUAA
Messenger RNA from Eleginops maclovinus (Patagonian blennie), 2639 nucleotides. RefSeq lists its product as uncharacterized. NCBI's taxonomy places the organism in Eukaryota, Metazoa, Chordata, Actinopteri, Perciformes, Eleginopidae. Gene Ontology annotation, biological process: regulation of transcription by RNA polymerase II. The transcript has 4 exons. The coding region runs from base 154 to 1563 and encodes 469 amino acids. The record is from RefSeq and is a predicted model, not a curated record. Gene Ontology annotation, molecular function: RNA polymerase II cis-regulatory region sequence-specific DNA binding; DNA-binding transcription factor activity, RNA polymerase II-specific.